GGUGUGAUGGAUGCAACGUCCAUUCAGGAGGCAGCGCAUAACCAAAGGUCUUCUGUGAUUGGCUGCUUUGUCUCGAGCCGCCUCCGCACAGAGCGCGUAACAGCUUUGUCUCGCGCAAAGGUCGGGAGGGCCUGCGGUCGUUAGAGAAGCGAAGAGAGGGCAAAAUUGAGGCCGAGAUUGACGUUUCGCUUUUCAUUCUGAUUGGUGGACGUCUCUGCUAGCAAGCCUUUAACCUGGAUCCCCAGCGGAACAUCCAUCAAGGAUGAUGAUGAGUGAAGGAGAAUAUGUCUUUUGCAAGUGGAAAAAGCGGCUAUGGCCAGCACAGAUCUUGUGUAGAAGCCAGAGUUCCAGAGGGCGUCUGCUUCCUGAGAAGCUGGGUUCCAUUCGGCUCAAAAUUAUCGCUGAAAAUAAACAGGUCACCAUGCGCGUUGCCCAUAUUGUGCCUCUGACAGUACAAAGCAUUGAAGACAUUGCAGAAAAAUUGGCUCCGAGCAAUGAAGCCCAGAAGGUGGUAGAAGAGUUAACUUACCGCCGAGCCUUGCGAGAAUUGCUGGAGAUCAUGAAGAAACGGGCAGCCCCUAAAAGUCCUGACCCUUGUAGGCGAAGGAGUGAAGAGGCAACAACCAGGAAAGGACAGCAAGGACAAUCCUCGGCGCCCCCGGAACCCCUUUCUCCCCGAAGAAGCCCCCGUGGGACAAAGAGGAUGGAGGCAGGCAGGACCCUUUCAGAUUCUCCAGCCAAGUCAUUGAGACCUUUGGAGUCGAGAACCAAUAACCUGCCUACCUGCAAACCUCCCUCAUCUGCAUCGGGAGACCUUCCAGGUGUCAGGAAGCCAGCCCCAAAGCCAAACAUCUCACGUAGUCUUGCAGCACCACCCCAACUCACCCAGAAGUCUCCCGUGGCCUCCAAGGAGCAUCGGCAAGUUGGUGGUCCAUCUGGAAGGAAGGCGCCUUCAAACCGGCCGGUGAGAACCAGCACCCCGGACUCUACUUCUCACAAGUGCCGCCCCAGGUUCCCGUCAGCAAAAGGAAGAGACGAGACGGCCUCAAAACUGCGGAGGAAUUUGCUGGGACCCGCCCUCGAAGGGUUUUCAUCGCAGCCAGCAGGUGCUCCUCCGGCCAAGCGAGAGGCACGGAAACGGAAGAAAUGGCAGCAGCCCUCCAAGGGCAGCCGGUGCUCCCCGCGCUUGGAAGCCACUUCCUCAAAGCAAAUCCUGGCCACUCAGGAACCCUCCCUGGAAAGGUCACAAUGGAUGAGUGGGAGACAGCCCACAGAGCACAGAGAACCUUCUCUGGACUGUGCUCCUUGGGAACUGAAAAGAGACCCUGACCCCUAUAGAGCUGCAGUUCGAGGAGGCUGGCUCCCAGAAUUUGAAGAUAACGAAGCAGAUCAGGCAUCUGAUCUUUCACUGCAGCUGAGUCCCGUAAGGAAAGUGAGUCCAAGCCCAGAGUCAAAGGAUGAAGAAGAGGAAGAGGAGGAGGAAUUACCCAGCAUUUUCUUGCAUAAAGAGCCUUGUUGUUUUGAAGCCGGGAUGAUGGUUUGGUGCAAGCUCCCAAGAUAUCCCUACUGGCCAGCUGUGGUGAAAAAGGUAAAUCGGAAAGCUAAGAAAGCCAAUGUCGUCCUUAUAGAGAAAUGCAUGGAUGCCACGAAAACUAAGGGGUUCUCUACUUCCCUCAGAAACCUAAAACACUUUGACUGCAAAGAGAAACAGACGCUGAUAGAGAAAGCCAGGGAGAACUAUAGCCACGAGCUCAACUGGUGCAUCAGCUUGAUUGCAGAUUACAGAAUUAGAGUAGGUUGCCAUUCUUUUGGGGGAUCCUUCCUGGAAUACUGUGCUGAUGACAUGAACCCUGGCUUCCUUUUUCCCCAAGGCUCUCCGGUCCGAAAAGAAUCCUUCCAUACUUUAUCCCAGAUGAGCUUCCCUCAAAUGGAGGUGUUGGACAGUGGGGAGCUUCUCGCUGAGAUAACCCCCCCAAAGCAAGUGAAGAAAAUUCUUCCUGACCGGACGCGAGCCGCCCGAGACAGAGCCAACAAGCGGAUCGUGGAAUUCAUUGUAAACGCCAAAGGAGCUGACGAGCACCUCCGCUCCAUCCUGAAGAGCCAGAAACAGUCGCGCUGGUUGAGGAAAUCCCUCAAAACACCCCGGUAUUUGAUCCUGGAGACCUACCUGGAGGAUGAUUAUCAGCAGGACCUUGUGCUCAACUACUUAAAGGAAGUUUAUCGGGAAGUUGGAGCCAAGACGCUGCCGGUUAAAAAUAGAGACAGUGCCAAAUUUGUCCUCGAAGUACUUUUUCCAGAAGCCAUCAUUUAUGCAAUUUCUGUUGUGCAUCAGAUAGACUACAAGACAGCAGAAGAAAAAUACAUCAACGGACCUCCAGUGAGCAAAAGGGAAAGAGAAGAAUUUGAAAAAGAAAUCCAAGAGGAGAAGCAAAAUUUUGCCAAGAAAGCGAGAAGCCAUCUGUAGAAAAUAAACUCUGAAGCUCUUUAUCCAUCCAUUUAUGUGCUGGGUACUUGUAAGGGAGAUUAAAUUCCGUGGUUUUGUACAGAAUAUUGAAUGUAUUUUUUUAAUAUAGAUGUAUAUGAAAGAGAUUAUCUAUGAAAUAAAGAGAAAUAGGUAUGCCUGCUGUUUCCUCCGCUUCCAUUCAGUUAGAAGAAAAUGAACUCUGUUUGGUCUGUCGCAACGAAUCUCAGCUACCUAAGAAGCCGCCUCCAGUUUAAAGCACAUUUUAAAAUUAUAUUAAUAAGUAUCAGCUCCUUGAUUGUGAUUUGAGCUCACCGUUGAUUCUGGACAAUGUUUGAAAUGGCUCCCAUACCUAUUUAGCCAGAAGCAACAUGCAUGUAUGUAUUGCAAACUCUUGUCUGUUCUGUUCUUCAGUUACCAGAGAUUCAUUCAGUCUGUGCUGAUGCUAAGUUGUAGGGCUAUAGAAGCUUCCAGACGUAUUCAGACAGUGGAUGAGGGCAGCCACCCUUUACUACUCAUUAAAGCAGCUGCAUCCUUUUUUAAAGCCUUCUACACAAGCCUGAAAAAGAUAGGUUUCCUUUUAAUGAGUUGGUUCAUUAAAUCAGCCACAUCCUAAUGCAACUUUUAAAAAUGCCACAUGUUUCAGGCUUGCCUAGAAGCCUGAGGGGAAAAAAUGUGUUGCUUCAAUGAGCAGCAGGGAGCUGCUCCAUUCAACAACCUCCGAAGCCCUUCUGAUUCGUUUUUGAAGCACGGCGAGAGCAACAUAGGAAAUGUUUUCAAUUCAAACGUUUUUGAGCCUAGAACACUCAGUUUUAAGUUAUGGAAAACUUAACUUUUUUGAGCGCAGAAUCGCUGUCUCGCUCUUUGAGCCCUUGUUCUGAUCCUUUUUCUGACCUCAGAAAAUCUCAUUUCAAGCUUGGAGAAUUGAGUAAUGGCUUUUUCUGAUUUUAUAUGUUUUGCAUAACACCUGAUUGUGAAUUGUGCAUUUUAAAAAUACAGUUUUGUUUAAAGUAGAGUUGGGGGAGAUCUGGCCCUUUGAUGACUUGUGGAACUUCAACUCCCAGAAUACCUGAGCUAAACAUGGCUGGCUCCAGGAAUUAUGGGAGUUGAAAGUUCCACAAAGGAACUUUAAAAGUUCAUCAAAGGGCCAGAUCCCCCCCUACCCUGCUUUAAACAAUAUUGUUGUCUAAAAUCAAUUGCUCUUCAUUUUUAUAAAUCUGCUUACAUCAUCAACCAAGACAUUCUGCAAUACCACACUUAUCCUACUAUACAGUAUUUCGUAAUUUUGGAUCAAUUUGGGGGAAGUGGGGGGGGAAGACAAAUGUGGAUGACAUUCAAAAAUCUCCAUUUUUAUUGAUUGUACUGACAUUCCUUAUGACAUCCCACUCUGCGACUUUCGUGUUUUGUAAUUUUGGAAAAAAAACAAUAAAAAUAGCUUUCAAUGCUUCA
This is a messenger RNA of Pantherophis guttatus, 3910 nucleotides long. RefSeq names its product PWWP domain containing 3A, DNA repair factor (gene PWWP3A). NCBI's taxonomy places the organism in Eukaryota, Metazoa, Chordata, Lepidosauria, Squamata, Colubridae. The record is from RefSeq and is a predicted model, not a curated record.